UAUUGAUUUUUCGUACCUCAGUAGAUGUACUAACGGCAAUCUCGUGCGUUGAAAAGUCUUUGUCUACGUUAUUUCUGUACAAGAAAAAAUCAUUAUAGUAAUAUUAAGUUAGUAAAAAUAACAAUGACGAACUAAACCUUAAAUAACAGUUCAGCAAUAUUAUUUCCUGCUGUUAACAAGGCUCAAAAAACAAUACUAUCGAAGCUUAAAUGAGAUAUGGAAUUAUUAAUUGACUAAUGUGACUGAAAAACAAAAAUUAAUAAAAAUAAAAUUUAAUCAAGUAAAUCUAAAAAUAACUAAUUACAAUAGAACAACAAACCGUAUAAAAAAAUAUUAAAAAAAAUUGAAUAUUACUCAAAAAGAUUCGCAGACAUUUUUCUUAUAAUCAGGCCCCGCUGCCUCAACGAAUAUUAACAUUAAGUUUAUGUAUGUAUUAAGUAAUCUUAAAUCAACAAUAUGCACCGUUGCCAGUGUUAAACAUAAUCACUUAAAUAGUGUCUAAAAAAACUAAUCUUAAACGAUUUGGAGUUCACGAAAUUUUCAAUAAAAAAACAAAGAAAUCAAAAUAAAAAAGAUAAAAACAUGCAACAAACGCGAUCACAGCCGCGGACAUCUAAUUAUCCCCUGCAAAUGCAGAAUGGUCUCAGUCCCAAGAAAACAGCUGUCAUCAUCGUGACAGUUGUGGGCUGCAUUGCCAUACUUUGGCCAAAAGUAUUCUAUCCGAUGAUGUUCGGUGGAGUUGCGCCAGCAAAAAGUGGCAAUUUAAACGAACAACGCGCCCCUGGAGGCUGUUGUGAUGUUGUUAUUGACAGAGAGAAAUUUUUAAAUGAAACUUCGACAGAAAUCGGUCCGCAAUUGUAUCGCAAGCAACUGAAUUUAUACACCGGAGAGAUAAAUUAUCCUCCAGGUCUGCGACAGGAACGUCCAGCACACUUACAUCCGGAAUCUAUUUAUCAGGCGAUGCGUGAACGCGGACGUGCGAUACCCGCAACUACGCCGACAGUACCCAUUUUAGAGCGCAAAGGAUCGCCGAGUAAUCCACCGCCACGCAUUGUUAAUGGGCGGCCUGGACCUAUACCCGGCAUGCGUCCACCCAUGGGUGCCGGCUCUAUGCAUCAACCUCAGCCUCGCGGUGGGGGUAGUGUGGGCUUUUUAAUGCCCCUUUAUACCAUUGGCAUCGUUGUCUUCUUUGGAUACACUAUUAUGAAGAUAGUUUUCAAAAAGCCUGUACCGAAUGCGCCUUAUGGACCUACACCAAGUGAUCCCAAUUUCAGAAAGGAAGUGUUUGGUCAAGAAAAUGGCAGACAUGUUGAGGAACUCAAUGGCUCUAAGUUAGGGUGGAGAGAACAUCAAGCAAGCCCGAGACUGCGCGAACACAUCAGCAGUGGUGGUGGCGUUGGCGGCGGCGGUGGUGGUGCUGGAAAUGGCAGCGAACUUUACAAUGCCAGUUUGGCAACUGCCACCGCAGCUUCUAUUCUCUCAUCGCAACUGAAACAACACAGUCAUGGUACUCCAGCCACUUGCGGUAGUGGUGUUGGUGUUUAUGGCGGUGGUAUCUUGGCGGCCGGAUUCAACAAGGAAACCGAACAAUUAAUGGAAAUUGAGAAGUUGCGCAAAAAGCUUGAGGAUACCGAAAAGGCGAUGGCUAAACUAAUUGCUGAAAUGAACUCAGACCAAUAUGAAGCUAAGACAUCAAGCGAAAACUCGACAUCGAACUUUGGAGACAUUUCCAAUGGGCAUACAAAAUCUGAGCAUGAACAUGAGCACGAGGGUAGCAAAGGCACCAUAAAGAACGAAGAAAAUGCAGUGAAAAUUGAAACCCCAUCUAGCAAAGUGCAGAGUUCUACGAGCAAACCUUUAGAUGAUGUAGACGAAAAAAAUAUCCAACAACGAAAGAAACGGGAGGGCAGUGCCGAUCGAUCAGUGGCGGUUCUUGGAAUGGAGGUAACAGCAAGUUGUGAGGGUGGCCAAAAAUGGACGGGACGCCCUCCAACUCCUGUUUUCUUUUCACACCAUGAACAUUCCAAAGACAAUGACGAAGAUCAAAUGCCUGAACCACAAUCCAUCUACCUUGAAGGUGCUUUAGCACACGAGUCACAAAUAUUGGUUACCGAUUCGGAAACAAAGGCGGAGGAGGUCUACGAUAAAGAGCUCAAUGGCUCACUAGAAGAGCCAGCGGUUGUGCUUAGCAGUAAAAUGACAUUAUCGCUAAUUAAUUUGGAUACAAAUCAUGAAAAUAGUGAGGAACAAAAGAAACCAGAAGUCGAAAGUCCACUGGCAGACGAUAUCGAGAUAAUUGGCGACGAUGCAAAGUUAAAUGCUGGAAAUUGAAAUUCAUCCUAUCAAAAAAUAAAAAUAAAAUAACAUAAAAAAAAUUGGAAAAACUCGAGGACUUCUUGAAUUCAUUGAUGAAUUGAUUGAGAUGAGAGCUGUUUCAGAAACGAAUCGAACAAAGAAAUGAAUAAAAGAAUCCGAAAUGAAUAUGUAUUUCCAUAAAGUAUGCUACAUUUUGUGGAAGAUUGUAUCGAUAUCAGCCGAUUUAUUGAAAUUGAAAACCAUAAAUUUACAUUGUGACUGAUAAAUGCAUAUAUAUUUUUGUUUACAUGUUUUCAUGAAUGUCGUGAACCAAAUAACAUAAAUACUUAUCAAUUUGUAAUAUGUAAAAAGGCCUUAUUUUUUGGCGCUUAUGAUAAAUAUGUAUAAAAACUUAAGAACUUGUACUUCCGUUGUAUGGAAAACCUACUAUCAACAAUGAUAACACUCUUCGUUUUUUUUUCUUUCUAAAAUAUCUACAUGGAUGCAUUUUCUUUCUAAUACUAUUUUUUUCUAUCGUUUUUGUUUUGUUAUUUGUACAUUUUAAAAAUUUGCUCGUAUCUACUAUGUGCUCAAAAUAAUUUGUAUGCCAAAUACUAUCAUUAAACACAAACAAGGAAUACGUAUUUCCAAACCUUAAAAUACACACCCCAAAAUAUUUGAACAUUUAAAUUAUUUAUACCACAUACCAAAUGCAUAAAUAUUGUGUUAAUUAAAUACUGUAUUUGUUUGUUGUUCAAAAAUGAUAUUAUUAAUAAAUCUAGUCUUCAACAAAACAAAAAUUUGUCGCAAUCAUAGUUUCUAACUAUUGCCAAUUUAUUAUAGUCGUAUUCAUCUUGAAAUUUAUUUUUAUUUUUUGGCAAAUUAUGUAUGUAUUUAUGCAACUACUAAUAGUGAGUAAUUUGACGUAUUUUCAAUGAUAUUUAUAUUUAUAAAAGACCAAUUUUAUGUGAAAUUUGGAAAUUUGGAAAUACUGGGGUUUAAAAGCCAAAUAAAAUA
Messenger RNA from Rhagoletis zephyria (snowberry fruit fly), 3312 nucleotides. It is a transcript of the gene RIC-3, whose product is annotated as RIC3 acetylcholine receptor chaperone. NCBI's taxonomy places the organism in Eukaryota, Metazoa, Arthropoda, Insecta, Diptera, Tephritidae. Gene Ontology annotation, biological process: protein localization to cell surface; synaptic transmission, cholinergic. Gene Ontology annotation, cellular component: neuron projection; neuronal cell body; intracellular membrane-bounded organelle. The record is from RefSeq and is a predicted model, not a curated record.